AUGUGUACUCCUGAUAGUGCAAGUAACACUCAAUCAGUUGUAACUGAUUAUUUCGCUUGGCGUUUAAAAAAUAAAACAAUAACAAAUAAUCGUUUAUUUAAUAUUAUACGUAAAAUUGCUGUUGAUUGUGAAGCAUCUUAUUGUAUUCAACAAGCAGCAUUUAAAUUUCAUUUUUCAUCAUCAAUAAUUGAUCUUCAAAAUAUUCAUCGUGAAAUAGCGAACGAAUUAUUUAACGAUGGAAUAAUAACAUGGACUCGAAUUAUAACAUUUAUUUCAUUUUCAGCUAUACUAGUUGAAUAUCUUAUACAAGAAAAAAAGCAAAAACACAAUAUGGAUUUUUUAAUUUCAUCUAUUACUGAUUGGACAACGAAUUUUAUUGAUAAUAAUCUUCGUACAUGGCUUGAAAGUCAAAACUAUUGGCACUAUUGUUGGAUAUGUAUGGAAUUAAUGAAUACAUCACUCGGAAAUCUGUUUAAAUUUGCUUAUCAUAAACUUGAUCAGUUUAUACUUGGAGAUAUUCUUGCCUAUAUAGCACUAGUUUCAACAACAACAAUAACACUUUUUAAUUCUGGAACUACUAAUCAAAUAUUUGAUAUAACAAGUGCUCUUAACUAUGAUUUGAAUUCUCAUGUAUAUUUAUCAGUAAAAAAUAAUUUUAGUAUUCUUCUAGCUAAUUCUACGUGUCUUUAA
Molecule: messenger RNA, 690 nt
Organism: Rotaria sp. Silwood1
Lineage: Eukaryota; Metazoa; Rotifera; Eurotatoria; Philodinida; Philodinidae
Source: the annotation of a GenBank genome assembly